Messenger RNA from Brienomyrus brachyistius, 2937 nucleotides. RefSeq names its product mono-ADP ribosylhydrolase 1 (gene macrod1). Gene Ontology annotation, cellular component: nucleoplasm. Lineage: Eukaryota; Metazoa; Chordata; Actinopteri; Osteoglossiformes; Mormyridae. Gene Ontology annotation, molecular function: ADP-ribosylglutamate-[protein] hydrolase activity. Bases 248 to 1393 code for a protein of 381 amino acids. The transcript is spliced from 11 exons. Gene Ontology annotation, biological process: peptidyl-glutamate ADP-deribosylation; purine nucleoside metabolic process; DNA damage response. The record is from RefSeq and is a predicted model, not a curated record.
GAAGCUAAGACGCCGUUACACGCAGGUGUCACUGACCGCACGCUGCUCAUGAAAUUAUUUGGACUAAGAUUGUAUUUUAUGACCUAUGAACUACAACCUUCCUCCUACCCCAUUAGGAGUCGCCAGGCGCUCACUUAGCGAACCAAAAGCGAUAGCUGUUUAGCUAACGAGCUGCUCGCGCUGUUCGGUGACGCCAUACUGACAGCUGGAGGCUGGUUCGGCUGCCCUUCGGGUCCGUGUCAUUACCAUGGCGUUUCGGAUGUCAUUUGCCUGCCGCGCUAAAAGCCGUAUUGCACUGGCUACGCUCCCUUACACCCAGGGUUUGAGCUGUGCUUCUCUGCAUGCUCCCGGCUUUAAAUCUGUAAUCUUUACACCAAAUGUACCGUUGCAGCGUUUCGUCAGUAAGCUAGACUGCUUGGCAUUCCCCGGACUCCGUAACCAGCGAAUUGCGCUGUACUCCGGGUUCAUAAAUCCCGGGAAAGCUGCUAAAUUUUCCACUAGUUCCGCGGCUUCGUCAACGGUUUUUCAGCCGAUCAGCGGCAAUCCAUCUUUGAGCAACAGGCGAACGCUGUUGUCCAGACCGGGUGUGUGGGCUCUGCUGGGCGCCUUUGGGCUGUCCGCCGUCACUGCCUCCCUGCAUUCGAGUUCCCUCCUCGCCAUGACCUCCGGGGCCAGCACCGUUGACUUGGAUUCCCCUGACUCCGACUGGAAAGAGGCCAAAAAGGUGCUCCUUUCAGCAACACAGCAGCAGAGGCAGGCAAUGUGCAGGGUGUCAGGUGUGCUGCACCCGAAGAGCAUCCCUAUCUGGACCCCUUCUGGACAAGUUACUGAAAAACCUCUGUACCAGGUUAAUGAGGCACUGAACUCCAAGGUCUCACUCUUCAGAGGUGACAUCACCCGGCUGGAAGUUGACGCCAUUGUUAACGCAGCUAACAAGACCUUGCUAGGAGGAGGAGGAGUGGACGGGUCCAUCCACCGUGGGGCAGGGCCCCUCUUGAAGAAGGAGUGUGCCACCCUGGGGGGGUGUGAGACUGGCCUGGCCAAAAUCACAGGAGCGUAUGGACUGCCCGCCAAGCAUGUGAUCCACACCGUGGGGCCCAUCGCCCAGGGCACGGUCAGCCAGCGUGAGAGAGACGCCCUGCGUUCCUGCUACCGCAACUGCCUGGAAGUGGGCACGCAGAAUCAGCUGCGGACAGUGGCUUUCCCGUGCAUUUCCACGGGGGUGUACGGGUACCCCCCAGGCGAAGCUGUGGACGUGGCCCUGGGUGUGGUCCGGGAGUACCUGCAGGAGAAGCACGCACAGCUGGAUCGCGUCAUCUUCUGCGUGUUCCUGAAGUCCGACGAAGAGCUGUACCGGGCCAGGCUGCCGCUAUACUUCCCUCGCGCCUUCUGACCAAUCAGAGAGCCCGAUUCAGUGACAGGCCCUCAGAUGAAGAGUAAGCUGUGAAGGUUUGCCAUGAGGAGGGAAAGAUCCACUGCUUGGCUGGCUGCCGCAAACUCCCCGCUCCUCCUCGCCCCCUCCGGCCCGCCCCCCAUCCAAAUCCAAAUGCCGAUCACAUUCUCAGCGAGAUCCACCAGCGUGCAGAGCUCUAUUCGCCCAUUAAACCUUUCUUUUCACCGUCCUAUCGCCACACAGCGCACCAAAGGAGAAUCAUAGUGGUCACAAGGGGGCGUGGUGGCGCAGGAACACGGUGGUUUCUUUGCUCCAGCGUUUCCGCGGUAGAUGGAAAAUGGCCGACGGCAGCUCUGGUGCCAGAAGGAACCGACAGAAGUAAAAUGGGAAAGUGGGAUAAAUUGGGUAGCAAGAGCACAUGGUGGGAUCUAUACCAUCUCCAGCUGUGCUGAGCUGUGUGUUUAUGUCCGCAUGUCACCCUGGGUGAGGAGCUCGGCUAAAAAACGGAACAGUAAUAAAGCGCAAUUCACAUCUCCUCCCAGCUCUGCAAAGCGGUGCUGCUUUAAGGCCACAUGGGCCCAGAGGCUCAUUAUAAAAUAUCAUCAUUCAGUAAUAUAUUUUAAUUGUGUUAAGGAUACCAUUGUGAUCUUUGGAGUUGAUAGAGACGAGUGAGAAAGGGAGGCGUGUGCAUGUGUGUGUGCGCAUGUGAGCGUAUGUGAGCGCGUGUGUUAUGUAAACGUUACAUUGUGGGGAACAAAUAUCCCCACAAUGGAGCAAAAACCUGCUAAAAUAUCUCCACGAGGGGAAACUCAAUUUUAUAACAAUCUGUGACUGCAAUCAAAAAAACUAAAAAUGUCAGAAAUCUUGUAUUAUGUUUGGUUAGCUAUGGUUAAGAUUAGGGCUGGGUAGGAGUUAAGGUCGUUAAGGUUUUUCCCAUAGGAAUUAAAGCAGAGUCCCCACAAUGAUAGGAAUACAAAUGUGUGUGUGUGUGUGUGUGUGUGUGUGUGUGUGUGUGUGUGUGUGUGUGUGUGUGUGUGUGUGUGUGUGUGUGUGUGUUUGCACGCUUGUGUCUUGGACUGUUCAUUUUAAUGGUUCCUUCACUCCCCCACAAAUCUGCUUUCUCUUUUUAACCUUGAAUGAAAUAAGUCCCCCAGUAACCCUGUAGUUCAUGAGACAAACCCGGGGAGCCUCUUCAUGCUUAUCGCUGACCCCCUAACCCCCCCCCCCCCCCCCCCCCAGAUAGAUCAUACAUACAUUCAUGCUGACAUACAAGUUUUAUUAGUUGCAAAGAGGAAUUCUGACACCUCACAUACUCACUCCACAUCUCAUCUCUGUUUUUGUCUUGGUAAAUUUAACAUUUGUUAUUGGCAGGAAAACUGUGGGUAAAUGCAGCUGUGACAUGUAUUUAUAUGCAUGCGAUUCUCACACUGAGACAGAGUAACGCGGCCCUGACAUUAUACACUGAUUACGGAAGGAAAUGAGGUGACCAGUUUAAUGAUAAUUGAAUAACUCAGCCGCUAAUAAAUCUGUGUAUAAUGCAGUCA